This is a messenger RNA of Blepharisma stoltei, 822 nucleotides long. NCBI's taxonomy places the organism in Eukaryota, Ciliophora, Heterotrichea, Heterotrichida, Blepharismidae. The record is from the annotation of a GenBank genome assembly.
AUGGACGAAAAUAAAAACCCAGCCGGUCCCAAGCCAUCUAAUAUAUCAAAGCACGAAUCCAUUCUCCGUUCUCUCAACCUUGAGUUUUUCAACCCUUCAAAACCAGAACAUAUUCAAUUAAAAUGCACAAAAUUAGCUUUUUUGCGAGGAUUUAUUGACAUUGGAUUAAUCGUUGCAAGCGCUAUUUUAGCAAUAUUUGUAUUAAUUAACAUCAGUAAUUGUGAUGACGACACUUACGAUCUCAAUAAUAUUGAAGCCUUUAUGUCAGUCAAUUUUGUAUUAGCAACAUUGAACAAAAUCGGAAUUUUUUUAAUUAGACUGAGCUCUAGAGCACAAAAAUUUAUUAAUAAAAAACGAUUUUUCUUUACAAAAGGAAUUAUUUCGCUGUAUUAUUGUAGCCAUAUGAUGCCAGUGCUAUUAGUAGAUACAGAUGAUUGUAAAGCGGAUCAUCCCUUUUUAGAUGUAAGGGCUGGAAUUGUUGUGGCAUUUUCUUUGCAUGGAAUGUAUUUGAUGCUUACAAUAGGAACAAUAGUUCUUUGUACAAUAGCGCAUUUAGGAAGCUCUCCUUAUUUAAGUAAGUUAGAAAAUAUUUUCAAGGCAUUUGUUAAGUUAGCAAUUGGAUUUAUUGUGCUAUUGACUUGUUUUAUUCUUAUUUUUGCUAUUUCUGAUUUAUAUUUGAAUAAACCCUUAGUAAUUCUUGAGGUUUCAGGAUUUUUUUAUUAUUUUGCUUGGGGAAUCUAUUACACUCUGUGUAAUAAAGUCAAAAGUACAGAAACAAGUGCAACAGAAGAGAAAAAUCCAAGCAAACCAGAUAAAAUUUAA